CAACAUAUUUUUUUUUUGGAGGGGAUCAUUUGCAGUGAGUAUAAUUGUGUUUCUCGGCUUUUUUCGUCAAUAGUGAGGUUGAAACUUUUUAAAUUUUUGAUUUGGAUAGCAUAUUUCUAUCUUUUGGGACUAUUAUCCUUUCAUAGUAAGAAAUCUGCGAAUACUCAUCAUUGUCAGAUCGAUUCGGUGGUCGUAUAUCGGUGUGUGUGUAUGUGUGUUUAUUGGAAACAUCAUACAAUAUCCGUUAUUAUUGACAUUUCAUUCGAAUAGUUAUAUGUUUAUAGUUAAUUGAUUGAUUUAAAAAAUGGAUGAAAAUUCAAAUGGUUCUCAGGGUGCACCGCCUGUCUCAUCACAAUCUGGUGUACCGCAGCAACAACCACAACCUACACAACCAUCUCCUGGACCUUCUCCAUCAUCGAUUCCUGCUUCUUCGCAACAACAGAUAAUACCACAUCAUGUUAAUGCAGGAAUGAUGCCACCCCCACAACCUGGACAACAUCCCCAUCAAUCGUUACCCCCACCUCACAUGCAACAAAUUCCUCAUGGUAUGAAUCAUGGACCACAACAAUCGCACACACCUCCUCAACAGCCAUAUUCCAUGGCACCACCAACGCAUCAACCACAACAGCAUCAUCCUUAUGGCCCAUCACCUCAACAAACUUGGUUGCCACCCCCUCCUAACUCGGCUAUGGCGCCAUCUCCUCAGCAUCGUAACAUAAAUCAUCAUGGCGUAUUAGGUCCUCAACCUCCGAUUCAAGGAAAACCUAUGCCGCCAAUAGCUGGAUCGCCACAACAACCUGGUCCGCCUCAGCAACAACCUUCAUCAUCGCCAUCUCCGCAUGGAAAUUACUCCACACCACCACCUCAAGGUGGAACUGGAGGAUAUAGUUAUCCUGGGCAACAUAUCACCAAUGGAGAAUAUGUACAAUCACCCCAACAAGGUGGUGCUGGUAAUUAUCCUGCACCUAUCACUGGUUACGGUGGAAUACCGAAUCCUGAUGCAAAAUUUGCACCUCAUCAAUUACAUCAAUUACGUCAUCAAAUUAUGGCAUAUCGAUGCUUGGCACGUAAUCAGCCAAUACCUGAUCAUGUUAGUAUUGCUUUGCAACAUUCAGGAAAACGUUCCAUACAAUUCUCUCCUCAAUCACAAAUGCAUCAACAGCAGCAACAACAUGGUGGAUGGCCGCGUCAACCAGUUCCAUCCACACCCGAUUUAAUGCAUCAUCAACAGCAACAACAACAAAGACCACAAACUCCACAGCAACAAGGUCCACCUAAUCAAAUUGCACCAUCAUCAGGCAGUUAUAACAUGAAUGGCGGACCAAUGCCGAUUAAAUCAACGGGUAUGGUGCCGUCGCAAAUGAAUGGUCCACCUGGAUCAGCGAUUGUUCCUUCUGUCGGUUCUGGUUCAAUGAUGAAUGGUGGCACUGGAAUGAUAGCAGGUCCUGAACAGCAACAACAAGUUGUUCAUCAUGGUCAUCAUUCUGGAUCACAUCAAUUUCCACCGCAUUGGCGACCAGGGGCAACAACAAAUGGUCAACCGCCUCCCCAAGUCCAUCAGCCACCAGCUAUGAAUGAACGUGAUAUGAAUACUUAUCAUGCUAUGGCAUCACAGCUUCAACAGCCUAAGCUAACUCGUGUAACUCCAGUGGCCAAGCCAGCUGGUCUGGAUCCAAUUGAAUUGAAAAAAGAACGCGAAAGCUGUAUUGCUCAACGUAUUGCACAUCGUGUGCAAGAAUUGCAAAACUUACCCGGAAAUAUGUCGGAAGAUCUGCGUAUGAAAGCUAUGAUCGAAUAUCGAGCUUUGCGAUUGUUAAAUUUUCAAAAGCAAUUGCGUGCCGAUGUAAUUGCUUGUAUGCGUCGUGACACAACACUUGAAACUGGACAAAAUCCAAAGCUAUAUCGUAAGCCUAAACGUAUUGGCCUUCGAGAAGCCAGAAUCACUGAAAAAUUGGAAAAACAACAAAAACUUGAGCAAGAACGACGUCGCAAACAAAAGCAUCAAGAAUAUAUUAGUGCUAUUCUGCAACAUGCCAAAGAUUUCAAAGAAUAUCAUCGUAAUAUUCAGGCCAAGAUCGGUCGGGUCAAUAAAGCUGUGGCCGUUUAUCAUGCAAACACAGAACGUGAACAGAAAAAAGAACAAGAACGAAUUGAAAAAGAACGUAUGCGACGUUUAAUGGCUGAAGAUGAAGAAGGUUAUCGGAAACUGAUCGAUCAAAAGAAAGAUAAAAGAUUGGCAUUUUUAUUAUCUCAAACUGAUGAAUAUAUUCGUAAUCUCACUGAAAUGGUACGACAACAUAAGGAAGAGCAAAGAAGAAGAGGUAAAGAGCGACGCAAAGUUCGAAGAAAGAAGAAGAAGAAUGGUGUCGAAGGUGAAAAUAAUAAGGAAAAUAAAGAUGGAACGAAAAAUUUACCGGAUGGUGCUAUUGAUGAAAAUAGUCAAAGUGGGGAACUUCGUGUCAAUGUUAUCGAAACUGAAUCUGGCAAAUUACUGACCGGGCAAGAUGCACCAUUAGCUUCUGAAUUAGAUCAAUGGCUUCAAGAACAUUCCGGAUGGAGUGUUGCACCUAAAUGCGAAAGACAACCGGGCGAAAGUGCUGAUGGUGGCGGUGAUUCGGAAUCCGAAUAUGAAGAAGCCACCGAAUCUGAAACUGAUGAUGAUGAAAAAUCGAAUCAAGAUUCUCAGAAUAAAAAUAAUGGCGAUGGUGAAAAUAGUUCUACAGCAACAUCCAAUCCAACUCCUCAGAUUUCUCCUGAAGAUGAUGAAUACAAGGGUGGUGAUGAUCAAAUUAAUUAUUAUAAUAUUGCUCAUGGUAUUCGCGAACGUGUCACCGAACAAUCAUCAUUGUUACGUAAUGGUCAAUUGAAAGAAUAUCAGAUUCGUGGUCUCGAAUGGUUGGUCUCAUUAUAUAAUAAUAAUUUGAAUGGCAUACUUGCUGAUGAAAUGGGUCUGGGUAAAACCAUCCAAACAAUUGGAUUGAUCACAUAUCUUAUCGAAAAAAAACGUAACAAUGGUCCAUAUCUAAUUAUUGUGCCAUUAUCGACAAUGUCAAAUUGGAUGUUAGAAUUUGAUCGUUGGGCUCCUACAGUCAUCAAAAUCGCCUAUAAAGGUUCACCCGGAAAUCGUAGAGAUUUAUGUGUUAAUUUGAAAUCAAACAAAUUCAAUGUAUUAUUGACUACUUAUGAAUACAUCAUCAAAGACAAAGCGGUACUAGCUAAGAUAAAAUGGAAGUACAUGAUUAUUGAUGAAGGACAUCGUAUGAAGAAUCAUCAUUGUAAAUUGACACAAAUUUUGAAUACACAUUAUACCGCUCCUCAUCGAAUUCUGUUGACCGGAACACCAUUGCAAAACAAGCUGCCGGAAUUAUGGGCAUUAUUGAAUUUCCUUUUGCCUUCAAUCUUUAAGUCAUGUAAUACAUUUGAACAGUGGUUCAAUGCACCGUUCGCAACUACUGGUGAAAAAGUUGAAUUGAAUGAAGAAGAAACCAUUUUGAUUAUUCGUCGUCUUCAUAAAGUAUUACGUCCAUUUUUACUACGACGUUUGAAGAAAGAGGUAGAAUCACAAUUACCCGAUAAAGUUGAAUAUGUAGUCAAGUGUGAUAUGAGCGCACUUCAACGUUAUUUAUAUCGCCAUAUGCAAAGUAAAGGCGUCCUUUUGACCGAUGGAUCUGAAAAAGAUAAAAAAGGUCGCGGUGGAACCCGUACAUUGAUGAACAGCAUCAUGCAACUGAGAAAAAUUUGCAAUCAUCCAUUUAUGUUUCAACAAAUUGAAGAAUCUUAUGCCGAACAUUUGGGCUUAAAUGAUCGUAUUGUAUCUGGUCCUGAUCUUUAUCGUGCUGCUGGAAAAUUUGAACUUCUUGACCGUAUCCUACCUAAAUUCCGUGCUACUAAUCAUCGCGUUCUUCUUUUCUGUCAGAUGACUACUGCUAUGACAAUUUUGGAAGAUUAUUUUAAUUAUCGUUCUUAUCAAUAUUUAAGAUUGGAUGGUACAACCAAAGCUGAGGAUCGUGGUGCCCUGCUAAGUAAAUUUAAUGCACCUGGUUCUGAGUAUUUUGUUUUUCUUCUGUCCACUCGUGCUGGAGGUUUGGGUUUGAAUUUACAGGCCGCUGAUACUGUCAUUAUUUUCGAUUCAGAUUGGAAUCCACAUCAAGAUCUUCAAGCUCAAGAUCGUGCCCAUCGUAUUGGUCAAAAGAAUGAAGUACGUGUAUUGCGUUUGGUAACUGUAAAUUCAGUUGAAGAACGUAUUUUAGCUGCAGCUAAAUAUAAAUUAAAUCUUGAUGAAAAAGUCAUCCAAGCUGGCAUGUUUGAUCAAAAAUCUACUGGUUCAGAGAGAAAACAAUUUCUUCAGGCAAUUUUGCAACAAGAUGAUGGCGAUGAGGAAGAUGAUGAGAAUGAAGUUCCUGAUGAUGAGACUAUCAAUCAAAUGAUCGCUCGUACAGAAGAUGAAUUUGAAUUGUUUCAAAAGAUGGAUUUGGAUCGUCGCCGUGAAGAGGCCCGAAAUAUAAAGCGUAAACCGCGAUUAAUGGAAGAAUCUGAACUGCCAUCAUGGCUGUUGAAAGAUGAUUUUGAAGUUGAACGUUUGGCAAAUGAAGAAGAAGAAGAUAAACUAUUCGGUCGAGGCUCCCGACAACGAAAAGAAGUUGAUUAUUCUGAUUCACUCACUGAACGCCAAUGGUUAAAAGCCAUCGAAGAUGGUAACUAUGAUGAAAUCGAAUUCCAUACUGGCAUUAAAUCAAAACGACGCAAAUCAAAAAGUGGCAAACGACGUCGAAUCGAUGAUGACGAUGAUGAUGACGAUGAAGAAGAUGAUGAAAAACCUAAAAAGAAACGUGGUCGUCCAAGCCUUGAGAAAAAUCCUCCGAACCCGCCUAAUUUAAUGAACAAAAUGCGACGAAUUAUUCAUGAAAUUGUGAACUUUAAAGUUCCAGAUCCAGAAGCUUCUCCACACCCAGAAGAUGUGGAAGAUAGUGAAAACAAAGAUAAAAAUAAUGAAUCUGGUAUGGCCUAUCGUCAUAUUGCCGAUGCAUUUUUAGAACUUCCAUCCAGAAAAGAAUUGCCAGAUUAUUAUGAACUUAUUCGGCGACCAUUAGAUAUUAAAAAAAUUCGUUCGCGUAUCAAUAAUCAUAAAUACCGUUCGUUAGAAGAACUUCGCGAAGAUUUUAUUCAAAUGUGCCAGAAUGCACAAAUUUAUAACAUGGAACAAUCACAGAUAUAUGAAGAUUCGCUAAUGUUGCAGAAAAUAUACGAUGGAGUUGCCGAAAAAGUUGAAACCAAAGAAGCAGCGGCCGCAGCAGCAGCUGCCUCUGUUAGUGCUGGAGCAUCCGGUGCCAACACGACCGGUGGUGACACCGAUCAAGGUUAUGAUGACGACGAUAUGAUCGAUGAAUCCGAUGAAGAUGAAGAUGACGAUGAUUUGCCUAAGAAAAAGAAGAAAACAUCAUCCACUGGUCGUACACAGGGUAGGCCAGGAAGACAAGCCAAAACGAAUUCUAAACGUUACAUAUCCGAUGAUGAUUCGGAUGAUACUGACGAAUAAUGUGUUUUUAUUGUAAAUUGUUUAAAGAAUUUAUUCAUUAGAUAAAAAAAUGCCUCAUCUAUCUUUGAAU
Dermatophagoides pteronyssinus (European house dust mite) is the source of this 5606-nucleotide messenger RNA. RefSeq names its product ATP-dependent helicase brm (gene brm). The record is from RefSeq and is a predicted model, not a curated record. Gene Ontology annotation, cellular component: nucleus. Lineage: Eukaryota; Metazoa; Arthropoda; Arachnida; Sarcoptiformes; Pyroglyphidae. Gene Ontology annotation, molecular function: ATP binding; histone binding. Gene Ontology annotation, biological process: regulation of DNA-templated transcription.